AUGAUGAAGGACACCGUGAGGCAGCUGCAGGAGCUCUGCCAGGCCCUCGGCGACCAGCUCCCAGCGGACAGCAUGGAGACUACCCGCGGCAGCGGCAAGAUGUUCCUGUUGAAGGCUCAGGACCCCCUGAAGCACGACCUGGUCUUCCGCUCCCUGACAGAGAACGAGCAGGCGUAUGCACGUGGGCAGCGGGACGCCCCGGUCGAGCACAGUUUGCUCGUGCCCUUGUUGUCGUUCUACGAGCACGGGGACGAGGUGUGGGCGGUGAUGCCCAGCACGAAGAUGAACGUGGGUUCCGUUGGAAUCGAGCACAAGAGCUACGACAUCGUGGGCUUGCCGAACGAUCCGCGGAACAAGGACUGGCUCGGCGGCUGCCUCAGAGGGUGCCUGGCGAUCA
This is a messenger RNA of Prorocentrum cordatum, 397 nucleotides long. NCBI's taxonomy places the organism in Eukaryota, Dinophyceae, Prorocentrales, Prorocentraceae. The record is from the annotation of a GenBank genome assembly.